Cololabis saira (Pacific saury) is the source of this 1008-nucleotide messenger RNA. Its product is annotated as putative nuclease HARBI1. The record is from RefSeq and is a predicted model, not a curated record. Bases 1 to 1008 code for a protein of 335 amino acids. NCBI's taxonomy places the organism in Eukaryota, Metazoa, Chordata, Actinopteri, Beloniformes, Belonidae. The transcript has a single exon.
AUGCCAGUCCUCCGGGUGUAUUUGGAUGAGGAGGCAGACCUGAAGCCAGACUACCGGCUGACCAGAGCUUCCCUGGACAACCUGAUUGCAAUAACCAGUACCCAGCAAGACCAUGGAUGGGGCCACUACCUGGAGGUGCUGGUGUUUAUGUUCUGGCUAGCCAGUGCCACCUCGUACAGGGUAGUGUCAAGGACCUUUGACAUCCCUCGCACGACCAUCCAUGACAUGGUUCAUAAAAUGUCAGGCAAGCUCCUCAAAAUCCUGCCGAGAAUCAUCCGCCUACCAUCCGUUGCUGAGCUGGAGGAGAUAGGGAAUGGGUUUGCCCGUCUAGCAGGGUCCCCUGCAUUCUCCAGGGUAGUGGGCAGUAUAGAUGGGUGCCAAAUACGCAUCAAACCACCAUCUGUUGAUGGCCUCUGUUAUAUGAACAGGAAGCUGUUCCCGUCCAUCCAGCUACAGGCCGUCUGUGACCACACAGGGAGGUACCUGGACAUUUUCGCAGGCUACCCAGGGUCUGUUCAUGACUCCAGGGUCCUCAAAAACAGCCCUCUUUAUACAGAGCAGCGGUAUCCACCCCAAGGGUUUUUUAUCCUUGGGGAUGGUGGGUACCCCUGUCUGUCUGCCCCCAUCGCCCUCAUCACGCCAUACAAGGAGCCAGUCCACCUGGCUACAGCAAGGCGGUUCAAUCACCACCACGCCAAAGCCAGGUCCAUCGUAGAGCGCUCUUUUGGGAGUAUGAAGACUCGCUGGAGGGCCAUUUUUUUUAAGGCGCUAGAGGUGAAACCAACUUUUUCACCUCAAAUCAUCGCCUGUUGUGCCAUGCUCCACAACAUCUGCCUCGUCAAUGGCGACAUUGUGGAGCCAGCAGAUGACUGGCCUGGUGAAGAUGCUGGGGAGCCACAUCACCACCAGGACCAGCAAAGUGGGGAGUGCAUCCGGGAGAGAAUGGCUGCAGCUGUCUCUGCUCCUGAUGGCCCGGUGGCAGCCCUGGAGCAUCAUGACUAUGUAUAA